Messenger RNA from Closterium sp. Naga37s-1, 1971 nucleotides. The record is from the annotation of a GenBank genome assembly. Lineage: Eukaryota; Viridiplantae; Streptophyta; Zygnematophyceae; Desmidiales; Closteriaceae.
AUGCAUGCGCAUCAAGCAAUGAUAAUGCAGCAGCAGGGUGGGAUGGUUGCUUUCCAGGCUGUGAAUCCGUGGCUCUCGACGCAGCAGCAAGGGAGCAAAGAAGAGCAUAAACCAGGCUAUGCUGGUGGGGCUAGGAGAAGCACAUUUGGUGCUACUGGUAGUGAAGGCGGAGUGAGGAGCACAACUGGUGCUGGUGAUGAAGUUGGAGCUUAUGGGAGCGCAGGUAGAGCUAGUGGGAGCGCAGGUAGAGCAAGCAGUUCAGGAAAUGAGUCAACGCAGGAGCCAGUGGAGGAGGAAGAAGCCCAAAUAGUUCCGGAAAUCGACACCAGUGCACUUGCUGCAAUCACAGCCUUUCCCACUGCUUCUCCACUUGCUGCUUACAGCAGUUCUGAUACAGCUCCUGCCCCUCCAACUCCUCCUCCUGAUGUUGCUGCUGCUAUUCCAGUUGCAGGCUGUUUCCGACCCUUUGGAGGCAAUGUUUCAGUACCCUCAUACUUCGCUGCACCACCCUCGACAUCAGUCCAGCAGGGGAAAAGGCACAAGGCACAGCACGCAGUAACAUUAGGCCACCAACAGCAGCAGCAGCAGCAGCAGCAGCAGCAGCAGCAUGGCCAGUACCAGCAGCAUCAGAUGCUUCAGCAGCACCUGCCUCAGCGGCAAGGAAUCUGUCACACCGUCCCUCUACCACUUCAGGCUCCCCUUCAAGGCGCCAACCAGUAUGAAACGCCCUCUCAUGCCUCCUACACCCAGUUGUUGCAAGGGGCGUUGGAGGGACACGGCGAGCAAGGGAGGUUAGACGUGAGUAGCUCGGGUGACAGUCUGCUGCAUUCCAGUGUGUGGGACAGAGGUGCGGCAGAGGUUUCUGGAGGAAGGAUGGAUGGAGAGAGGAAAGGAGGAGGAGAAAAUGGCGGGGUCGGUGGUUUGGAGGCGAUUUUUCGGCUCACCAGCACGUAUGGAGGAGCACGGGGUUCUGGGAUGGUGCACAGAGAAGCUGUCUUGCCGGGACGGGUGGGAGUUGCAACAGCAGGAGUGGCAGCAGCAGGGGUGGCAGCAGCAAGGGUGGCAGCAGCUUCUGUGAGAGCUGGAUUAACCAGGGAACAAUCAACUGAGGAAGAUUUAACUGGGGAAGAAUUAACUGGGGAAGAAUCAACUGGGGAAGAAUUAACUUGGGAAGAAUCAACUGGGGAAGAAUUAAGUGGGGAAGAAUCGACUGGGGAAGAAUUAAGUGGGGAAAAAUCAACUGGGGAAGAAUUAACAGGGGAAGAAUCAACUGGGGAAGAAUUAACUGGUGCAGGUGUUAUGGCAGUAGGGGGUGGGGUUUCAGUGGCAGGGGUAACUGCAGCAGCGAUUGGAGGAGGGGACCUGCUGACAUCGCUAGAUGGGUUGGAGCUAGCAGAUUUAGAGGCGCUUCUACUGAAUGUGGAGGGAGAGUUGGAAUUUAUCAGCAGCAGCAUGGUCAGCGAGUUCAGCCAGCCUCACAGCCAGCCUCCUAGUAGCAGCACUGUCUGCACCAUUGAGCCCAUUAGCAGUGGCAUGGCCAUCAGCCAGCCGCCUGAGGGACUGGCACCAUCCGUGGCAAUGGGAUCAUCUUUAUUUACGCCCAUGCAUGGUGGGUCUGAAGGCUCGUUUGCAUCAGAGGAGGGGUUUGCUGCGGUCAUGGCUGCUUGUCACACUGCCAGUGCCACUGGUAGCAGCGACCGCAUGUGUUCUAAGAGGCAAGGUGCUCUGUUGCUGCCAACAACAAUUCUCCCGGCUCUGGGAAGUGUGUCACUGGAUCGGACACAGGCAGAUGGAGCAGCAGAAGCAGGAGAUAAAUCAGUGGUAUCAGCAGCAGGAGAGGCAAGGGCUGCAACUGCAGGCAGGAUUGUUGAUGUAUCUGGGGAUUCACAAAUGGGGAAUCUGGGAUUGAGCAGUAGUAAGGGCACUGGAAGGAAGCUCUCUCCCAAAAGGAGUCGUGAAGAGGGCGGCUGA